This is a messenger RNA of Pipra filicauda (Wire-tailed manakin), 1287 nucleotides long. It is a transcript of the gene P2RY4, whose product is annotated as pyrimidinergic receptor P2Y4. Gene Ontology annotation, cellular component: plasma membrane. Gene Ontology annotation, molecular function: G protein-coupled UTP receptor activity; G protein-coupled purinergic nucleotide receptor activity. Gene Ontology annotation, biological process: transepithelial chloride transport; G protein-coupled receptor signaling pathway. NCBI's taxonomy places the organism in Eukaryota, Metazoa, Chordata, Aves, Passeriformes, Pipridae. The record is from RefSeq and is a predicted model, not a curated record. The coding region runs from base 91 to 1212 and encodes 373 amino acids. The transcript has 2 exons.
GCAUGGCCUCCUGCCCCGUGGGGAACGGGCACUCCCCGGGGGGGCCCCACUCGUGAGAGCUGCCCGGGUCGCAGAUCUGGCUCGGAGAACAUGGCCACUUCAGGGAGGACAUUCCCAGUUGCCCUGUGGACACCGACACCGACUCCCUGGCCAGGAGGGAACACCACUGAGGUGGCCGAGGCGAAGUGUGUCUUCGACGAGGAGUUCAAGUUCAUCCUGCUGCCCAUCUCCUACAGCAUCGUCUUCGUGGUGGGGCUGCCCCUCAACUCCUGGGCCCUGUGGAUAUUCAUCUCCAGGAUGAGGCCCUGGAAUGCCACCACCACCUACAUGGUGAACCUGGCUGUGUCUGACAUGCUCUACGUCCUCUCCCUCCCCACCCUGGUCUAUUAUUAUGCCGACCGCAACAACUGGCCCUUCGGGAAAUGGCUCUGCAAGAUCGUGCGGUUCCUGUUCUAUGCCAACCUCUACAGCACCAUCCUCUUCCUCACCUGCAUCAGCGUCCACCGCUACAUGGGCAUCUGCCAUCCCAUCCGCUCCCUCAAGUGGGUGAAGACCAAGCACGCCCGCAUCAUCUGCGUGGGUGCCUGGCUCGUUGUCACCAUCUGCCUCAUCCCCAACCUCAUCUUUGUCACCACCAGCUCCACGGGCAACACCACCCUGUGCCACGACACCACCAAGCCCGAGGAGUUUGACCAUUACGUGCACUACAGCUCCUCUGUCAUGGCCCUGCUCUUCGGGCUCCCCUUCCUGGUCAUCGUCCUGUGCUACUGCCUCAUGGCCAAGCAGCUCGGCAAGUCCAGCCUCUCCAGCCCCAGCCCGCGGAUGCCCUCCUACAAGAAACGCUCCAUCAAGAUGAUCAUCAUCGUGCUCGCCGUCUUUGCCAUCUGCUUCGUGCCCUUCCACAUCACCCGCACCCUCUACUACACCUCCCGCUACUUCCAAGCCGACUGCCGGACCCUCAACAUCAUCAACUUCACCUACAAGAUCACGCGGCCCCUGGCCAGCAUCAACAGCUGCCUCGACCCCAUCCUGUACUUCCUGGCCGGGGACAAGUACCGGGGGCUGCGCCGGGGGGCCGCCCACCGGCUCCGGCCCGUGCCCACCUGCGACCUGGCCCUGGUGUCGCCCUACACGGACACCCUCACGGACAGCGGCCACGUGGCCAGUGUCACCCGAGGGACAGGGACAGCACGGAGCGGGGGCGGGUGCUGAGGGGCCCGAGGGGGUUCCAUGACCUCAUCUCUGGGCUCCAUGUGGGCACCCCCAGGUCCCCAGACCUGCCCUGCC